Molecule: messenger RNA, 6344 nt
Organism: Acanthopagrus latus (yellowfin seabream)
Lineage: Eukaryota; Metazoa; Chordata; Actinopteri; Spariformes; Sparidae
Gene: ntn1a
Product: netrin 1a
Exons: 7
Coding region: 145-1968 (607 amino acids)
Molecular function (GO): protein binding
Source: RefSeq, a predicted model, not a curated record
CAGGAGAUUUGAGGAAACAAACAAGAAAACAGGAGCAGCUGUGAUUGAAACCCGAUAGAGAAACUGUGUUUUGACAUCUUUCUUUUUUCCUCUCCCUUUUUUUUCUUCUUCUCCUUAUUAUUCUCAGACACUUGAGGACCUACCAUGAUAAGGGCUGUGGAUAUUGUGCUGACUGCGCUGCUCGCCGCGUCCCUGACGUGCCGGAGCGCCCUCGGCGGCUACGGGAUGAGCCUGUUCGCGGCGCAGACGUCCCCCCCGGACCCCUGCUACGACGAGCACGGCAACCCGCGGCGCUGCAUCCCGGACUUCGUCAACUCCGCCUUCGGGAAGGAGGUGAAGGUGUCCAGCACCUGCGGCAAGGCGCCCGGCCGCUACUGCGUGGUGACAUCGGCGGAGAAGGGGGACGAGAGGACCAGGAACUGUCACACCUGCGACGCCUCGGACCCCAAGAAGUACCACCCUCCGGCGUACCUGACGGACCUCAACAACCCGCACAACCUCACCUGCUGGCAGUCCGAGAACUUCAUCCAGUACCCGCAGAACGUCACCCUGACUCUGUCCCUCGGUAAGAAGUUCGAGGUCACUUACGUGAGCCUGCAGUUCUGCUCGCCUCGACCCGAGUCCAUGGUGAUUUACAAGUCCAUGGACUACGGCAAAACCUGGGUGCCCUUUCAGUUCUACUCGACCCAGUGCAGGAAGAUGUACAACAAGCCGAACAGGGCUGUCAUCACGAAGCAGAACGAGCAGGAGGCCGUGUGCACGGACUCCCACACCGACAUGUACCCGCUGACCGGCGGGCUCAUCGCCUUCAGCACGCUGGACGGCAGACCGUCGGCGCACGACUUCGACAACUCCCCGGUGCUGCAGGACUGGGUGACGGCCACCGACAUUAAGGUCAUCUUCAGCCGGUUGCACACGUUCGGCGACGAGAACGAGGACGACUCGGAGCUGGCCCGGGACUCGUACUUCUACGCCGUGUCGGACCUGCAGGUCGGCGGGAGGUGCAAAUGCAACGGGCACGCGUCCCGGUGCGUCAAGGACCGGGACGGGAGUCUGGUGUGUGAGUGCAAGCACAACACCGCCGGGCCCGAGUGCGACAGGUGCAAGCCCUUCCACUACGACAGACCGUGGCAGAGAGCCACAGCCAGGGAGGCCAACGAGUGUGUCGCCUGUAACUGCAACCUUCACGCCCGAAGGUGUCGUUUCAACAUGGAGCUGUACAAGCUGUCGGGGAGGAAGAGCGGAGGAGUCUGCCUCAACUGUCGCCACAACACGGCCGGACGCCACUGCCACUACUGCAAGGAGGGCUACUACAGAGACCUGUCCAAACCUAUCUCACACAGGAAGGCCUGCAAAGCAUGUGAUUGCCAUCCCGUGGGUGCUGCUGGCAAAACCUGUAACCAAACCACAGGACAAUGUCCCUGUAAAGACGGCGUGACUGGUAUCACGUGCAACCGCUGUGCUAAAGGCUACCAGCAGAGCCGCUCGCCAAUUGCCCCCUGCAUAAAAGAGAUUCCGGUCGCGCCUCCCACGACCCCAUCCAGCAGCACGGAGGAGCCAUCAGACUGCGACUCUUAUUGCAAGGCAUCUAAAGGCAAACUGAAGAUCAACAUGAAGAAGUACUGCAAGAAAGAUUACGCUGUCCAGGUGCACAUCCUGAAGGCAGAAAAGGCCGGCGAGUGGUGGAAGUUCACCGUCAACAUCAUCUCGGUCUACAAGCAGGGCGAGAGCCGCAUCCGCCGCGGGGACCAGUUCCUGUGGGUCCGCGCCAAAGACUUGGCCUGCAAGUGUCCCAAGAUCAAGCCCGGGAAGAAGUACCUGCUGCUGGGGAACGACGAGGACUCCCCCGGGCAGAGCGGAGUGGUGGCAGACAAAGGCAGCCUGGUCAUCCAGUGGAGGGACACGUGGGCACGCAGGCUCAGGAAGUUCCAGCAGCGCGAGAAGAAAGGCAAGUGCAAGAAGCCGUAGGCGGGAAAAGAUGGAGAGGAUGCCGGUGACGGGAGAGGAAUUCAAGAGGAAAGCUGAGCGGGUCAUUUUGCAAAAGAUGAAUAAAUAAAUAAAGAAAAAAAAAAGAAAAGUGAACGAGAGGACCACAGACAGACAAGAGACUGUUUAUGUCGCUGCUUUUUUGUGUAGAAGCAUGAAGAGAAUUAUUUAGGAUGAUUUGUUUUUUUUUUUCUAGUGAACUUUUGUUGAAGGAGCUCACCCUGCAGAUUUGGUUUUAUGGUUUAUUUUACUUUGAGAUUUUGUCUCUCUUGUGGAUUUGCCGAAUUUGCACCUAUUACCAGCAUAUAAAGUUAUUUGUGUUUGUUUUUUUUUUUCUUUAUCUCAGUAUGAAAUCAUUAUAUUUUAUGUUUUAAUUUCAUGGACAGUUUCUGCUGGUGCAAAAAAAAAAAAGACACAGAAAAAGCCACUUAAUUACCACUGCAACGUUGCCUCUGCAUGGUUUUUCUUGUUGUAUUCUUAGCUAAGAAGCGAGCUUGUCUUCACUGAUCUGAUUGAGGCAGUAAUAUUUCCUCUGUUGAGAAUUGUGCCAUAAAAGCUAUUUGUUUGUAAGCCACAGAAAUGCAUAGUACAUUCAGCUGUCACUGAGACUCCAUUCAUUCCCCCUGUUGUACAAAUUUAGGUAUGUCUGCAACUCCAGAAGCAAGAUCUCUGUUGUCCCACAUUUUUAGCAAGGACACAAAUCAGUAUUGACUUCAGCAUAUUUUCACUCCAUAUUUGCCCCUUUAGACUUUAAUGGUUACAUUUUUGGUGGUUCAGUAUUUGUACAAUUUAUUGUCAGUUCACUAACUGGUGCCGCUUGUGGUACUGGUGUAUCCUCUCACGAAGGACAAACUGCAUUUAAAAACCACUGAUCUCCCUUUCAGUACUUUGAGUAACUUUGAUUAAAAAAUAAUAAUAAUAAUAAUAAUGUCACGACUGACACACAAAAGUACAAAGGGCCCGCCCCGUCUAUUGUGAUAAAAUACUACGAACAUGUUCACAAAAUCACGAGUGGUUCUUAGGUAGCACUAAUAGAAACAAAUGAUAGUAAAUAUGGGUCAAGAUGCUCCAAAGUAAAAUGUCAAAAGGUUGUUUUAAUUCAUUCACAUUCACACUUUAGAGAUAUUAUUUGCGUGUUCUACCACAAAAUGAUCAGAGCUGUUACCCGAGGCAGGUCAUCGUGCAGAGUGGAUGCAACGUUAUUGCUGUGCAGCGGUUAAGUGCUGCAUGUUCUCAGAGGAUACUGACAAAGAAGUGCAUAUAGUAUGUCACGAUUAUGCAACUAUGCAGAUUUAUGUGUUAUCUUAGAAAAUGUAUUACUUCACACCAGCUCCUGACAACUCACAUUACAUAUCUUAAAGAAUUUGAAUGAGUGAGACAAAGGAAGAAACUCCUCUCACUUACCUCGCUAAGAUACUAAACUAAAUCAAAGUAAUAAAAAAAGACUGUACAGGAUGUGCUUAUGCGGAACAAGGCGUUUUAUCAAGCUUAUCAAGCAAUGAGAAUGAUCAUAGCGAAAAGGAAAAAAAAAUAAAGUCCUUACCUCGCGCGGUGCAGAAAUGAAUCCGAGUGCAUUAAAAAUAAAAACUUGGCCGCGAGCUGCGCCUUGAAAAAGUGCUCAACAAUUACUUAAAUGUAUUUCUGAAAUCCACCUCACACUGGCUUGUAUUCAUCUAGAAUAAUUGCUACAGUACUUUGAGAUUGCAGAUAAAUACCGUUACAGUCCACACACUCUUUUGCCAACACAAUGCACGAUUGUACAUUCACUUAAAAAAAAAAAAAAAAAAAAAGGACACUGUGCGACCAGUCAGGGGCUGCAGUCUCCCAUUGACCUGUCACGUUAAUUCUCUUCACUUCAACACUUGCACAGGGAGUGAAUUGCAUUCACUUGACGCUGCUCGAUUCAAACCACAUUGCUCAUUUAUCUGUAUGCAGUUCAGUUUGGAUUCCUCCGAGGAAUGCGUGGUGAAAGCUCAGGUUUGCAAAAGCCCACGGUGCGUCUGAUGCAUCAUAAAACUGGGGUUCCUUUCAGUCCGACCCAAAACACUUUUGAGCGAACGCGUCUGAUGUUGAUGGUAUUUGUAUUUGCAACACCUUUUAAAAACUGUCCAACAGCAUGACUAACUGAGCGGAGGGGUUUUAAGAUCUUUUCGACACACAUGGUCUUAAUCAAACAGACUUUACUUCCUUUGUUUUAAAUGGGAAUAAUUUCUGGUUCCAUUAUCUCAUCAAUCUAGUCAUUUUGUCCGGGAACUGUCUGUUUGGACCGAAAUGCCUCCGAGAUGAUGACAAAUUUGAAGGGCUUAUUAGACCGUGAAAAAUCCUAAUCACCUGGGUUCAGUCGUAGGAUAGAGAACAGAUGACCUUGUCGCUGAGGUACUUCUCAAUAUUUACAUUUAGGGUUUGGCAGAGUUUGCUCUUUCUCUUCUGUCCGAUCGAUCGAUCAGUUCAUCGCGAUGCUACGUGCUGGUGGAUUCUCCAGCACACCGACAUAAAGAGUAUUCACAUCUUCAUCGAAUAGCGGUACAUGUUUUCUGUUUGGCACAGUGUAAUCAGUAAUCACACCUCUCUUAGUCCCUGCAGCCUCAUCCUGUUCAUUUUACAUUUGUGUCCUGAGCAAUGGUUUGACAAGCUUCCUCAUGAAACGCUACACACACACACACACACACCUGUCAAAGCAUUGCUUUGUGUUCAUACUAUGAAUUGUAAAUGUUGUUUAGUUGUCAUCAUUGCCAAGACUUUUUGCAAUGUUGUUUUACAAUGCGUACUAAUAUAUUAUGGUUAUUAUAUAUGAAUAUAUUUAAUGACACAAGACAUUGUGGAUUUUAUUGUCUUUUUCAACUUUUUUUUUUUUUUUUUUUUUACUUGUUUGUGGUUGUUUAGAUUGUUGCCAUUAAAGAAGGAAAUAAUAACUACUGAACACACCAACCUGGUAGAACUUAAUUCAGAUUUUCAGUUGAAAUAAACUCUUGUUACAUUGAAAAACCACUCGCCUCUGUUAAUGUGAAUUUCUUUUGUUUAUGUUUUCCAGUUAUUGAGAUAAUAUUACGGUGUGUGGUAGGGCUGCAAAUUUUGAUUAUUUGCAUGAUCGAUUAAUUUUCUCUUCUAUAUAAUCUCAAAAAAAUGUAAACAUUCUGAUCACAAUUCCCCAGAGCCCAAAGUGACAUAUUCAUAUUGUUUUGUUUGUCUGACAACCAGUCCAAAACCCCAAAGACUCUUCAUUUACUAGCAAAUCCUUACAACAGUUUCACAACUGACACAUGAAAAGACAAAAGGCCACACUGACUGUUAAAAAAUAUGACUGACAAUACUCAUAAAUGUGGCGUGGUUCUUGGGUAGCGCUAAUUGAUACAAAGAAAUAAUGAAUACGGGUUCUUAAGUUGCUGCAAAAUAAAAUGUCAAAUGUUUGUUUUAAUUCAUUCCCAUACACACUUCUACAUUCAACAACCUUAAGACAUUCAGAGAAAAUCCUAACAGUUAGGAAACUUGAGCCUGCUAGUGUGUGACAUAUUUGCUUGAAAAGUGACCGAAACAUAACAUUUUAACAGAUUAUCCAAAUAGUUGGCAAUUCACUAAUCAGUUAAUGAACUAAUAGUUUCAGCUCUAGUAAAUAGUCAGCUUUAUUGAUAUGCAGAUAUAGCAAAGGAAAUAUGGAAGUGGUCCUAGUGUGUUUGAGCGUUUGUCAGAGGUCCGGCUCAGCUAAAUAUCAUGUUACAAAACACAGCGAUCGUGCAGCGUAAGCCCUGAGCCUUAACACAGACAGACUGGAGUCCAGGGACUAUUAACUGGAAAUGUCAUUUAUUAGAAAUUACAAGCUGAAUUGAUUUACAAGGAAAGAAAACAGGCAUGUUAGUAACACGGCCGAGCUGUUUGUUUUGGCUGAGAGCUAUUCCGUAAACGUUAUAAAAUCCCAAGACAAAUGAUAACAUUACAACCGCUGCAGUAAUGCAUGGGUAAAUAUAAGUGAGUGUGAAUAUUGCAAAGCUUGCGGAAUUACCGUACCCAGUCAGAGCCUCAGGCCAGACCACAGACAGACGUAUGAAAGGAAAGCUCCUGCUGCCUGCGGGAGGUCCUACUGUUGGGUCAACAUCAGCCACAGUCCAGGCUAAAAAUAUUUUUCAAAGGCUUACAAACCUCCAAAAUAAUUUAACUAUUUGGAUCAUUAAUGAGCCAGACACUUAUUAAAAAGCACAAUUUACAUGUAUGUACUAUAUUUAUAAAAACACAUUUUCUGCAGGGUAACCAGUGUAUUUCAUCAAACCAGAGGACUUAACUGUGCACCUAUAGCUAUUUAGUUCACAUCGCCUUGGUUAGGCAGUCACCAGUGACCUUUGAAUCAAUUCGAAGCGAAAGAAUUU